Triticum dicoccoides is the source of this 637-nucleotide messenger RNA. RefSeq lists its product as uncharacterized. The coding region runs from base 143 to 496 and encodes 117 amino acids. The transcript has 3 exons. NCBI's taxonomy places the organism in Eukaryota, Viridiplantae, Streptophyta, Magnoliopsida, Poales, Poaceae. The record is from RefSeq and is a predicted model, not a curated record.
CUCAUAUGACCCUUAUAUAGGGAAGUGUAAGAGUAGUUGUGAGGAAGAGCUCAAUCUAUCUUUGUACCUCCACCAAGUCGCUAGUGGACCAGCCCACAACCAAGAAAUAAUUCUCAACCCUGGCUUUGAGAACUCGUUCGGUAUGGUAGCCGUUAAUGACUGGGAGAUACAUGCUGCCCCUGAUUCCACGUCAAGUAUCAUUGCUCGGGCAAAGGGAAUGCAUAUCCAGGCUACCAAAAGUCAGGCCAAUGGCGUUGCUUGGUUUCUUCCUUUCAGCAUGGUCUUUCAGGAUUCAAGGUUUGGCGGGUCUACGUUACAAGUGAUGGGGGCAAUUACUAGUGCAGAUGGUGAGUUUGCUAUUGUUGGUGGGACUGGAAAAUUGUCGAUGGCGCGUGGUACUGUGAAGUUCAUAGCAAUCCAGGCGCAAAGCAGCUCCAUAGAGAACUACAGAAAAAUUGAUAUUCAUGCAUUCUACACACCCUCUCUGACCGUCUAGGACAUAAAGAACAAACAUGCAGCGCUUCAGCUCGAAACACGAGCAAGUAAUCCUGGAGAAAUAAACUAUGUGUUUUUCCGUUAUUGCUAGUAGUACUAUCUAGUUAUAAUAUGAAUGUUGGGGAAGACCUCCCAUUAUUUA